Molecule: messenger RNA, 1746 nt
Organism: Micromonas commoda
Lineage: Eukaryota; Viridiplantae; Chlorophyta; Mamiellophyceae; Mamiellales; Mamiellaceae
Gene: TIC55-5
Product: chloroplast envelope protein translocase family
Exons: 1
Coding region: 1-1746 (581 amino acids)
Cellular component (GO): cytoplasm
Molecular function (GO): 2 iron, 2 sulfur cluster binding
Source: RefSeq, a predicted model, not a curated record
AUGCGCAUCCCCGUGUGGAUCUUCACCGGCCCGUUGGGCGCGGGAAAGAGCACCGUCAUCAACGCGGUGCUCGACGCCCUGCCGAAGUCGAGCAACCCCGCGUGCAUAACCCACCACUUCGCGAUGAGCUACGGUUGCGAGAGCACGCCGGUUCGCAGGGACCCGGCGUCGACAGGGCGCUCCAAGUCGCACGCCAACGAGACGGCCGCGCGACUCAACCUGGCGUUCUACGACGAGGUGUACGACUUUGGCAGCGGGUGCAUAUGUUGCUCUCCAAAGGGCGACUUUGCGCGGAGGCUCUGGGCGCUGGCGCGAUGGAACGACGAGGAUUUGACCCAGAAGGUGACGCAUCUCUUCGUCGAAACCACGGGACUUGGCGAGCCGGACGCCUUCGCGAAGCUCUUCUUCCACGACGACGUCGUCGCCGCCGCCUUCGAGCUCCGGUGCGUCGUCGCGGUGGUGAACCCGGCGAACGUGGCUCCCGCGCUGGACGAGGUUCCGCCCGCGGGGUUGGCAAACAAGCCGGCGGCGCAGCUCGCGCCCGCAUCCGUGCUGUGCGUCAACCCGCGAGCCGGUGCCGACGGUGCCAACGGUGCCGACGGUGCCGACGGUGCCGACGGUGCCGACGGUGCCGCGGAUGGACUCGAGAGGGCGAGGCGCGCGGCGGCGCCCGGCGCGGUCGUCGUCGACGCGUCCGCGCUCACGUCGGAUCCGAGAACGUUCGGAAGGUGUUGUCUCGACGCCCUCGCCGACGCGCCCGCCUUUGAUCAGUCCGCCGCCGCGCGUCGCGACCCGAGCUUCGCCGACGCCGACGCCGACGCGACGGUGCCGCUCGUGCAGACGUCGCUGGCGCUGGGCAGCGCGCACGACGGCCGCGUGGUCACCGCGUGUUGCGCGGAGCGAGGCGCGUUGAACAGGGUCGCGUUCGUCGAAUGGAUCCAAUCGGUGCACGCGGCGGCGGGGGGCGGUUUGGCGAGGUGCAAGGGAGACGUGGAGCUCGCGGGGGAAGGCGGCCGGAGACUGGUGGUGGACGGCGUCGGCGGCGCGUUGACGCUGCGGGAGGAGGCGGGACGAGAAGAGCGCAGUCGGGGCGCGGCGGGGGACGGGACUGAUCAAAGGGACGGGACGGAAGGCUGGGGAGGCGACGGGCCGAAGGCGCCGCUCUGCGGGGACGCGUCGUGCCAAAUCUCGGAGCACCGACACGGCGAUCGACCGUCGCGGGUGUUCUUCGCGGGCAAAUCGAUGAAGGUUUCGAAGCUUCGAGCGGGUUUCCGCGCGUGUUUCGUGCCGAAAGGAUUCGAGUGGGCCGCGGAUAUCGAGGUGGACUUUCCGGGCCGAGGGGACAUGGGAAAGGAGGUCGAAGUCCGCGGCGAGCGGGUGGCGCUGUGGAGGGUAGACGGGCAGUUCAAGGCGAUCGCGGCGAUCUGUCCGCACGCCGGCGGUGAACUGGCUAAAGGAUCGGUGUUAUCGAUGGGCGAGGGGGGGCAGAAGCUGCUGAGUUGCCCGGUGCAUUUCUUCACGUUCGACAUGGAGAGCGGCGAGUGCGUCACCGCGAAAUCGUGUUCUCGUGCGAAGGUGUACGAGACUCGGGUUGCUUUGGGUGGGAUAUACGUGCGCGUUCAGGGCGCGGGCGUGGAUGGGGACGAGGCGGGGGCUCGCGAUGGUGAUGAUGGGGAGGAGGAUGGAUACAGGCCACUCGCCGUGGUUGACUUUGACGCGAACGGCAACGUAGUCCGAGUAGGAUGA